AUGCAGAAGUUCACUCAGCAAUUCGCAUUCAUCUUUAUUUUUUCUCUCUAUCCCAAAUCAUUUUUGCCAGCGAUAUUUUCAGCCUCUGAUCAUUAUCUAUCUAUCUAUCUAUCUAUCUAUCUAUCUAUCUAUCUAUCUCAUUCUGCUCAUAUAUAUCUAUUAUUAAUGAAUAAGUUCUUAUUAAAAAGUUUUUCUUGCCAUUCUUCAGCCAUGAAGCUUGUUUUCAUCUUUGCGACUCUUAUCUCCUUGGCACUGGCUGCCGAUAUCGACUCAGCUGAGCCGAAGGUUGCCGUUUAUUCUUCCGAAGACAUAACUCCUUACACCAAAGUGUCAAAAUUCAUCUAUCUUAGUGUGAUGAUUAUCUAUCUAUCUAUCUAUCUAUCUAUCUAUCUAUCUAUCUAUCUAUCUAUCUAUCUAUCUCAUUCUGCUUAUAUAUAUCUAUUAUUAAUGAAUAAAUAUCCCGGAAUAAACAAUUCAUUGCUAUCUAUCUAUCUAUCUAUCUAUCUAUCUAUCUAUUAA
Acanthosepion pharaonis is the source of this 519-nucleotide messenger RNA. The record is from the annotation of a GenBank genome assembly. Lineage: Eukaryota; Metazoa; Mollusca; Cephalopoda; Sepiida; Sepiidae.